Molecule: messenger RNA, 842 nt
Organism: Austrofundulus limnaeus
Lineage: Eukaryota; Metazoa; Chordata; Actinopteri; Cyprinodontiformes; Rivulidae
Gene: ube2ql1
Product: ubiquitin conjugating enzyme E2 QL1
Exons: 2
Coding region: 117-602 (161 amino acids)
Source: RefSeq, a predicted model, not a curated record
GAGGAGGUGGAGGAGGAGGUGGAGGAGUGGGCGGGAGUAAAGCCACCAGUGCCUCCUCCGUCCCACCGCUGGCGCCUCACCGGCAACACUGCACCCAGGUGCGGACGCGGCGGCUGAUGAAGGAGCUGCAGGAGAUCCGGAGGUUAGGGGACAACUUCAUCACCGUGGAGCUGGUGGAGGACAACCUGUACGACUGGAACGUCAAGCUGCACCAGGUGGACAAGGACUCGGCCUUGUGGCAGGACAUGAAGGAGACGAGCAUCGAGUUCAUCCUGCUCAACGUCACCUUCCCCGACAAUUUCCCCUUCUCACCGCCCUUCAUGCGGGUCCUGACGCCCCGGCUGGAGAACGGCUACGUGCUGGACGGCGGGGCCAUCUGCAUGGAGCUGUUGACCCCGCGCGGGUGGUCCAGCGCCUACACGGUGGAGGCGGUUAUGAGGCAAUUUGCUGCCAGCCUCGUAAAAGGACAGGGUCGCAUUUGUAGGAAAUCAGGCAAGUCCAAGAAAGCUUUCAGUCGUAAAGAAGCCGAGGCCACCUUCAAGUCCCUGGUGAAGACCCACGAGAAGUACGGCUGGGUGUCCCCACCCAUCUCCGACGGCUGAGUGCCCAGCCUCCACCUCCCCGUUCCCCCCCCCACGUGCUAGCCGGGAAACCCCCCAGCUAGCUUUGACACACAAAACGACACACCACGCUAACUCAACGAUAUCUCAUCAUCUUCACCUUUGACUGUUUUUUUUUUUUUUCAACUCAUAGUUUUUUGUGUUCUGGGAGAUUUGUUUUACAUCUUCAUCUCCAACAUUAUCUGUUGGAGAGCUGACACGCAGUCAUUUUUGUCAACAUCA